This is a messenger RNA of Zeugodacus cucurbitae (melon fly), 2294 nucleotides long. Its product is annotated as putative mediator of RNA polymerase II transcription subunit 12. The coding region runs from base 147 to 2246 and encodes 699 amino acids. The record is from RefSeq and is a predicted model, not a curated record. The transcript is spliced from 2 exons. NCBI's taxonomy places the organism in Eukaryota, Metazoa, Arthropoda, Insecta, Diptera, Tephritidae.
UAAAAAGCACUAUGGUCUUGGCAUGUAUAAAAAUGUCAGGCCACAGCUUUGUAGACAGUAUUCACGAGUUGUCUUUAAGUCACAGUAGUUCGGCGAUUGUGUUUGAUAUUUGAAAAGGAUUUUUUGUGUUGAUAAAAUUUGUGGCGAUGUAUUGCGCGUACUAUAUUUGCACUUUAUCGCUCUGCAUUGGCAAUGCUUUGGCUGUGCUAUAUAAUGGCGAAGCGCCUAGGGAGCAUGCUGCAACUGUUGUCGGUGGGCUGUCUCAACAACAACAAAAACAACAUGCAGACCAGCUAACACUUCCUGGCUAUCAUUACAGUGCGCCAGCAGCAACAACCCAACAAGCAUUCACUGGCUAUCGUUAUAACGCACCGGCAGCAGCGACAGCGACAGCAACUGAAACUACAACAACCACAACUACAGUACGGCCACCAACCACAACCGCUCCCACACAGUCUGCAGCCAUUGGGUAUAAUUAUAACAAGCCGUUGGCCGAAAGCGAUCGCAACCGACAACGCUUCUAUCACACCCAACACUAUCAGCCGAGUCAACUGACGCCCGCUUUGGCGGUAAGCAGCGAUGCCGAUGUGCGACAACAAUUAGCGCUGAGUGCCGCGCCCAGUUAUUAUGUGCCACAAGCGGAAGUUGUCGAAUCAAGUAGCAAGCAACCGAAUUUCUUUGUGCCGCGCAUUGUAACAGCUGCAGCUGGAGCGCAAAAGCAAACGGCACAAGCAGCCACUGUUUUGACGGGAGGUUACAGCUAUGCGCGCCCGACGAGUAACGCCGAAGCGGCAGCUGACACGUCAGCAUCCUAUCAGCAAGCCUUUCAGCAGUUCGCCGACUAUUUGAUAUGGCAAAGAGCGCAGAUCAAGCAGCAGGAACAAACGGAAAUUCGCACGCAAACAGCAGCGCAGCAACAACAACACACAGUUCCUUACGCCACACAAGCUGCUGAGAGCCCGGUGCUGCCGCAAAUCAACUUUCCAUAUGCUUACAGCGAAUAUGGUGCCGCAACUGCAGUAAGCGGCAGUCCAAUCCAAGCGACAACACAAACUGCGCCGGUGACUUUAGCUACACAAAAUUACGCACCAACUGCUGCGACAACUACAACAGCGCCAGCCACAACUUUAUUGGCUUCAGCACCAGCGCCAGCUUUGAUUGAGAGACGUCCAUUGAGCAACGGUCAAUUGCUAAGCGGUGAACGUUUCAUUGGGAAGGAUAACACUGGCGUCGAGUACUAUAUGGAGAUGCCAUCCGAGUCGUUUGAACUGCCCACUUACAGCACCAUGGAGAUGACACCAAGUCACGACCUGAGCUCAAGCCACGUACUGAGCUCAAACCACGUACUGAGCUCCAGUCACGACCAAAGCGCUAGCCAAAGCUAUGCUCAAAGUAAUGUUGUUGACAAGCCUGCUCAACAAUCAACAGCGCAGUUGUUCCAUAAUAAUGCACCGUAUUUUUAUGAGCCCGCCUUGCGACUCGAACAGCAACAGCAACAGCAAGAUCAACAACAACAACGGGACGCUCCAACGCAGCAAACAUAUGUGGUUCAAGAGCAAGCGCAGCAGGCAGUGCCACAACAACAAAGCCAACAAUUCGUGAGUGACAAUAGGUUUGUGCAAACAUUUGCACAAUUACCAACGGAAGCGACGAAAACGCAAACGUCUCAACCGAAAGAAACGUGGUUUGCAGAAAUACCACAUUGGCCGCAGAAUGUAGCAUUGCAGCUGCAGCAACAAUCACAACAACAUUUGUUGCAACAACAGCAGCCAUUGUAUAGCCGUGUGGUUAAACCAUUGGCACAACAAGCACAUGAACUCGGUCAGUCACAACAACAGUUGCAAUUGCAACAACAACAACAAAAUCAACAACAAUCGCAAGAACAACAUCAAACUCAACAACAACAAUUCCAAUCGCAGCAACAACAGCCAAUUAGACAACAAUAUCAAUCGCAGCAACAACAACCGUCAGCAAAGCAAAAUUUUUACCCCAAAGUGCAGUCACUACCUCCCCCUCAACCACAGAAAGUUUCGACGACCUCCACUGCUGCAAACUCAGCAACCCCCUUGGAUCAUAACUCUCAGCGCCAACCACAGCCUACACAACCCACUACGCCCACAAGCAACUCCAACGCCUUCUUCAAUAUUGGUUCAUCCCAAUAUCGUCGACCACAUAGCAACUAUGGUGUACCGUUAGAAAGUCAUAAGACAAGCGGUUAUAACUAUCAGAGACCAGUCGGUCAGUGAAGGUGAAGUGAUGUUGCCGAGGUUAUGGUGUCUCAUUUAAUUAGCUAU